CUAAUUCUACCUCAUAAGUUAUCGCGCGGUAGAACUAAGAUGAAUUCAAAAGUUUGCGUCUUGAUUUUUCUUUUCGGAAGUUUCCAAAUUAUUUUUGGGCAAAAGUCUAUCAGCUGUACUUUUACUACAAUUAAAGAUACUUAUGCAUGUAAUUUGGCAAUCAUAAAUCCAACUGGAUCUGAAACGUUUACAAGUUUUGAUGGAACUCAUCAAUCUGGGAAGUAUGAUACGAACGUGCUUGAAAUUUUGGGAACGUCAUCAUCAACUUCAAAAAUUAUUCCUUCAUUAAUAUGUGAAAGGUUUUCAAAUAUCCAAACAAUAUCAUACGUUGGCAUGUCAAUCGAAACAGUUGAUGAAAAUUCAUUUAAAAACUGCAAAUUUACAAAAAGUAUAUCUAUUAAAGAAAAUGCAAUAAAUGAAAUUAAUGAAUUAGCAUUCAGUGAAAACACAGAACUUGAAAAACUUAUUCUAUCGCAAAACCAGCUGACUACCUUACCAACUUCAGUCUUUGACUCGCUAACAGCUUUACUUGUUUUGGAUUUAAGCAGCAAUUUAAUUGAGGAGGUUCCUAAUGAAUGGUUCGGAAAUCUUGCAAACUUACAAAAAGUAUAUUUAACUUCAAAUUACAUCAACGAACUUUCAAGUGGGCUUUUUGCCCCAAUAACCUUAUUAUUAUCUUUAAAUCUUGGAUUCAACAAAUUAUCUUCCAUAAAUUCAGAAUCAUUUGGUGAUUUAUCUCAAUUGGCAUUUUUGGAUCUACAACAUAACAAUAUUGAAGUAUUUGAUAAACGACUCAUUGAUAACGCAUCAGCGAUUACGUCAUUGAUGAUGUCUUCAAAUAACUGCGCUGAUGAUAAUUUUAUGAAUUUGGAUGAUAUAAAGGAAGGUUUGCAAGAAUGCUUUAACAACUUUGAAAAUAGUAUUGGAAAUAUAAUAACAACAGGAGAUUCACUCACAACAGAAGAUACCACAACUGGUGAAACUACAACCGAAGAAAGUACUUCAGACAGCACCACUGAAGAUACAACCACAGAAGAAGUAACAGAAGAAACGACGCUUGGUGCAGCAAGCGGAUUUAUGAUGGGAAAAAUUGUUAUUGCUUCCGUACUUAUAAUGAGUAUUAUAUUGAAUUAAGUUUUGUCAAAGAUAAUUAUCAAUCUUGAAUAAAAUAUUUUAUUUUACGAGAAAU
Messenger RNA from Chironomus riparius, 1189 nucleotides. The record is from the annotation of a GenBank genome assembly. NCBI's taxonomy places the organism in Eukaryota, Metazoa, Arthropoda, Insecta, Diptera, Chironomidae.